Nannizzia gypsea CBS 118893 is the source of this 1335-nucleotide messenger RNA. Its product is annotated as peroxisomal membrane protein PEX13. The transcript is spliced from 3 exons. Gene Ontology annotation, biological process: protein import into peroxisome matrix, docking. Gene Ontology annotation, molecular function: protein binding. NCBI's taxonomy places the organism in Eukaryota, Fungi, Ascomycota, Eurotiomycetes, Onygenales, Arthrodermataceae. The coding region runs from base 1 to 1335 and encodes 444 amino acids. Gene Ontology annotation, cellular component: peroxisome; peroxisomal importomer complex; peroxisomal membrane. The record is from RefSeq and is a predicted model, not a curated record.
AUGGCAUCUGUGUCGCCUCCUAAGCCGUGGGAGAGAGCAGGAGUUGCAGCUACAGUGGCACCGCGGGCUAUAACGGCUUCUGCUGCACCUCAGUCUUCUACUACUACCGCCGUUGCGUCUACACCGUCUUCUUCUACCACCACAUCUUCUGCCUCGGCACCUGAACUGCCAUCACGGCCGAGCGCAUUGAACUCCGUAGUCAACCAAACAGCUUCCACAUAUUCUCCCUAUGGCGCAUCAAGACUAGGCACAUCACCCUAUACCGGUGGCUACAACAACUACUCGUCGCCGUAUUCACGGUUUGGGGCGAUGGGAGGCAUGGGCUCGAUGUACGGCGGCUAUGGCGGAAUGGGAGGGAUGUAUGGCAGUUAUGGCGGGAUGGGAGGAAUGUACGGAGGCAUGCAGAACGGCGACCCCAACAGCUUGACGAACUCGUUCAACCAGAACACGCAGGCGACGUUUCAGAUGAUCGAGAGCAUCGUGGGAGCGUUUGGUGGGUUCGCACAGAUGUUGGAGAGCACCUACAUGGCCACGCAUAGCUCAUUCUUUGCUAUGGUAUCGGUGGCAGAACAGUUCGGGACGUUAAAGAACACACUCGGCUCCGUCUUGGGUAUUUUCACACUCCUUCGAUGGCUGCGGACACUGCUGGCCAAGUUGACCGGCAGACCUCUCCCAGCUGACGCAACUGCCCUGACCCCGUCGGCCUUCUCUGCCUUCACUGGCAACAGCGGUGGCCUACCCGACGGCUCCGGUCGUCCCAAGCCAUCAAAGAAGCCGUUCUUCUUCUUCGUCGCUGCCGUCUUCGGCCUCCCCUAUCUAAUGUCGAAGCUCAUUCGCGUCCUAGCCCGGUCACAAGAGCAGGAAGCCAAACGACAACAGGAACUCCUCAACGAAGCCCAGCAGCAGGGAUCCAUUGAUCCGUCCAAGCUCGACUUCUGCCGAGUGCUAUAUGACUACUCGCCCGAUACACAGACCACUGGUGGCAUCGACCUUGCUGUAAAGAAGGGCGAUCUUGUUGCCGUCCUAAGCAAGUCAGACCCAAUGGGAAACCCAUCCGAAUGGUGGAGGUGCAGGAGCCGUGACGGCUCUGUCGGAUACCUGCCAAGCCCCUAUCUCGAGGCGAUUCAACGCAGGCCACAGCAGCAAGCGAUCACGGCUGGAACCGCCAGCAGCACCAACAGCGCCCCAGCUACGAGGACGAGCACUCUGGUUGGCAAUGCUGCCGAGUUGCGGACGAAGAGCCUGACUGCAUUGAAGCAAGCUCCCGAGCUCGUCAAGUCGAAGCCAACUGACAUCUCCCUGGAGAGCUUCCAGAAAUCCAAUUUCUGUUCCUAA